AUGAAACAUACAGUGCCGAGUGAAACAGACGCAGAACUUUUGAUGGAAUAUACCGAUCACAAAGCUCGCUCUGUAGGAGACGUCGUCGCAUGCACAAAUUUCCUGCUCGAGAAUGAGCCAUUCCUAAAAACUGUCAAAGAAUAUAUUGAAAUUAUACAAAACUGGGGCAUCUAUUGCGGCAUCUCCAAGAAGGCUUUCUAUGCUGAAUGUCAACAUACUAUCAUGGAAGCAGACCGACUCCUUCGCCAAAUUCGAUACCAGAUAGCGAGUCUCAGAAACCUCAGUCAAUUGAUUCAUGUGCGAUUAAAAAUACUCAAAGCUCAAGGCCAUAAAGAGAAGCUUACGCAGGUAGUCAUCGUCGAUGGAUCAAUGCAUGUUCUCCUCUCGUCUUUUCUGAUGAUAUAUCUUCCUCUUCUCUUUGCAGCGAUGUUAUUCGGCAUGAAUAUUGAAGAAUUGGUACCAGGAACCCGACUAUCCCUCAAACACUACGUCACUGUUGUCGUUCCAGUCACAGUGAUAACAGUAAUAUGUAUCAUCACGAUGGAAUAUAGAUCGAAACGGCUAGGAAGAGCAGACAUAUACCCCGACCUCGAGUCCGAACUGCAAGACAGCGAUGCCCAAGCAACAGACGACGCUGAAAUAACCCCCCUUGAUGUGAACCAGCAGAUUGCCGAGGAUGUGGAGUUUGACAAUAACCUGAUUCACGCCAUUCGUCCUCCCAGUGCCGCCCAUAACACCUUUGAACCGCUAAUCAAUAGACCUUCGGAUAUAGAAAUGAUGCCCACUGGACGAGAAAGCAAUGGGGCGCGAGGGCACGACUUCAUGUUCGGCCACCCCCCUGACCAUUGGUCCACAACGCCAAGUGGUGAUGACAUGGGCAGCGGCAGAUAG
Molecule: messenger RNA, 891 nt
Organism: Psilocybe cubensis
Lineage: Eukaryota; Fungi; Basidiomycota; Agaricomycetes; Agaricales; Agrocybaceae
Exons: 5
Coding region: 1-891 (296 amino acids)
Source: RefSeq, a predicted model, not a curated record